AUGCAAGUGGAAGUUCAAAGCCUCAGCCUUGAAGAGUGUCCCUGGAGACUUCCAGGCCCCGAAUGUGAACGUGAAGCCCUCCUGCCCAGUGGGGCAAGGCGCCGGAUUGACCUUCGCCUGAGUGGGAGGGCAGUCGCUGUUUGGGUCCACGUUAGGGGCGAUCCAGGUCAAUUUAACUUGUCAUCUACCACGGGAAGACAUAAGAAGCCAAACCCACACCAAAACAUGAACAGGGGGAUGGAAUUUAUUGUUCCUGUAUCAGCUCCCACCAAAUCUGGUGCCCCGUGGCAUUUUCUUUCUCAAGGUCCCACGGAUGCCCAGAGAGCAGUCAGAAUCAGGCCAGGCACCAGGAUGGGCUUGUCCUCAGAUCCAGUUGUUGGCACCUUGUCUUCCAAUUACCUAGCUCUGCUAACUCUCUCUUACAAGCCUGGGAGGAGAGUGAGAAGUUCAUACCUAAACGUACGUGGGCAUGAAGUAAGAAAGCUCCAGAAUUCUGUCGAGGCCAUAGAGAUUUCCAGAACUGGCAGCAGUUAA
This is a messenger RNA of Nomascus leucogenys (northern white-cheeked gibbon), 534 nucleotides long. RefSeq names its product chromosome 13 C7orf33 homolog (gene C13H7orf33). NCBI's taxonomy places the organism in Eukaryota, Metazoa, Chordata, Mammalia, Primates, Hylobatidae. The record is from RefSeq and is a predicted model, not a curated record.